Messenger RNA from Chenopodium quinoa (quinoa), 2443 nucleotides. Its product is annotated as protein FAR1-RELATED SEQUENCE 6-like. Gene Ontology annotation, molecular function: zinc ion binding. The record is from RefSeq and is a predicted model, not a curated record. Gene Ontology annotation, biological process: regulation of DNA-templated transcription. The transcript has 2 exons. Bases 8 to 1180 code for a protein of 390 amino acids. NCBI's taxonomy places the organism in Eukaryota, Viridiplantae, Streptophyta, Magnoliopsida, Caryophyllales, Amaranthaceae.
GAGUCAUAUGUGGGUGCCUGCGUACAUGAAGGAGUGUUUCUGGGCUGGUAUGAAGACCACACAAAGGGUGGAGAGCAUCAAUCGGUUUUUUGAUGGCUAUGUAAACCGCAAAACUAAACUCCACGAGUUUCCUCAGAAAUAUGACAUGGCCUUAACUCAACGCGUGUCAGAUGAAGUGAGUGCAGAUGAACGUUGCUCGAAGUACCUAAGGAGGUUGGUUAGUGGCUUCAAAGUUGAAAAAAUUUUCCAAAAGUUAUACACAGACAACAAGUUUCAAGAAGUUCAAACGGAGUGUUCGAGAUUGAUGUAUUGCAACAUCCGAGGAAAGGAGGUUUUGUCUGAAAACCUGAUUCAGUAUUUGUUGAUCGAUCGUGUAUGGAUAGUACCUCCAGGUGCUAGUGAGGAGGUCAUUACAGAUAGGCGAAGGCUCUACCAAGUUACUUACUAUCCUAUGACUAAGGAGGUUCAAUGUGUUUGUAGGAAGUUUGAGACAAGUGGCAUACUUUGCAAACACUGUAUUAGAAUUCUCGACGAAAAUGAGGUUGAAGAUCUACCACAAAAGUACAUUUUAGACCGUUGGCGGAAGGAUGUACCCCGUAAGCACACUAGGGUCAAGGUGUCCUACCAUGAUCCGGGCGACACAGAAAAUGUGCAGAGAUUCAACAGAAUCAUGGAAAAGUUCGAGCCCAUCUGUGACACUGCUACCAUGCUCAAUGAUCAAACAGUCCAAAUUGUAAUUGAAGCAUUAUCAAAGCUGAAAAAAGUUGUUAAUGAUUGUAGGGACAAGAAGAGUCAGGAACAUGUUCCUGUAGUUAGCACACUUUCAUCACUCGCUGAAGAAGACAGAACGUUUUCAUCAGUCUCAGUUCAUGCUGAUCUUGUAGACCCAUGUCCAUCUGCCAUGGUGCCUGUUAUAAAGGUCCCUAUAAUUAAGAAAAGGAAAAGGGGCAGGCCUAAGGGUUCAAGGCACAAAUCAUUAGCUGAAACUGGCUACAAAAAACCCAACAAGAACAAGAAGCCUAGCCCAGAUGCAGGAAAUGGUGUUGAGGAGAUAGAAGAGGAUGCAGGAAAUGGUGCUGAGGAGGGUGAAGAGGAUGCGAAUAAGGAGAAUGAACAUGCACCGACUGCAGGAACAGUUAAGGUAAAGGCAAAGGGAAAGGGAAAGGCAGAACAAGGUUAGGGCAAGGGAAAGGGCAAACCAAUCAAGGGCAAGGCAAGAACAGUUAAGGGAAAGAGGAAGGGCAAUGCUGAACCAGUUAAGGGAAAGGGAAAGGGUAAGGGCAAGGGUAAGGGCAAUGCUGAACCUGUAAGUUUAUACAGUCAUUUAUGUGAUUCCAAUUAAAUUAUUUUUUAUAUCAUAUUUGACACAUCACUCACAGGUGGUGAAGCAUAAGGUGGUGAAACAGAAAAGGCUUGUGGAACUAAUGGCCAAUGGGGCGUGACUUGUAAGUUUGGAUACUACAUCAACCGGAAGGCAUACGUAUUCCCGGGAGGCGAACAAGUUUCUGAUGUGGAUUCGUGCGUUUAUUGUACUAAGCUAAUGGUGAAGCGUUGUUAGUUAAAAAAAUUUAAAUUAGUAACAAAAACCUAAUGUCUGAUCUAUUAUGAGUUGAGUCUUAUGUGUUGAAUCUAAUGUAUGAACAUUAUUUGAAUCUAGGAUUUAUAAUAUCACACUUGAGGCUCAAAACACAUGCAUACUUGCUAAUCAGGCUAUUAACAUUACCAAAGAUUGAAAAUAUAAGCAACUCCUUCUUGUACAAAAUUAUAUGUACAAGAUAAAAUUGGACUACCUUUUUAUAAACCCAAAAGUCCAAAACAAAUAUUGGAGUAGUGUGAAAAGCAAAAAAUAUAAAAAAAAUUGGGUGAUGGGAAAUGCAGUUGUUGGGAUUCGAACCUAGAACCAAAUAUAGUGUGUAGGUAGAAUGUAAACCAAUUGAGACAGUCAUCGAUUGUGAUAUAAUUAGGAAACAAAUAUUAUAUAUAGUAUGGAACUAUUGCUUUGCACUCUCAUUCUCAUUUGCAUAAUUUAAUUAAUAUUUUAAUUGAAAAAAAAGGUGUAUUCCGCAAGGGGGGUUAUAUAAGACUUCACAAAUAACUUUACUUUUAACAUGCAACCAAAAUCUACUACAUGAACAAGCAACCUUUCAUGUCUAUUCAUAUUCUGCCACCCUUUUCAACCAAUAAACCCAAAAGUCCAAAACAAAUAUUGGAGUAGUGUAAAAAGCAAAAAAUAAAAAAUUUUGGGGGAUGGGAAAUGCGGCUGUUGGGAUUCGAACAUAGAACCAAAUGUAGUGUGUAGGUGGGAAUGUAAACCAAUUGAGACAGUCAUCGACCGUGAUAUAAUUAGGAAACAAAUAUUAUAUAUAGUAUGGAACUAUUGCUUUGCACUCUCAUUCUCAUUUGCAUAAUUUACAAUGGUGUCGUAAAUUAUGUAUCUUACAUA